Messenger RNA from Erigeron canadensis, 1256 nucleotides. Its product is annotated as BOI-related E3 ubiquitin-protein ligase 1-like. Gene Ontology annotation, molecular function: ubiquitin-protein transferase activity. The transcript has 3 exons. The record is from RefSeq and is a predicted model, not a curated record. Bases 189 to 1091 code for a protein of 300 amino acids. NCBI's taxonomy places the organism in Eukaryota, Viridiplantae, Streptophyta, Magnoliopsida, Asterales, Asteraceae.
UCCGCCUAUAGUGCGUGUUCCAUAGAGCCUCUCUAUCCAUCUUCUCUUUCAUGCUGUUUUUGUGUUAGCCUGUAUUUAUCAUCCCCCCUACACACACCAUAUUUCCUCUCCUUGCUUUUCUUUUCUUUAUUUUAUUUAAUGUUUCUUGUUCUUAUUAUUAUAUUUCCAUAAUAAUAAUAACGAUAACAAUGGCUGUUCAAGCUCAAUAUCCAUCACAUAUUAUCACCCAUCAAGAUUGUAAUUCAUUACAAUUACAAUCCCAACCUCCCCCAUUCCUUCUUCAUCAUCCUACCGAUUUUCAUUCCCCAGCUGAGAGUAAUUCAAGAAAAAGAAGAAGAGAUAUAGAUAUGAAUCAAUUGAUGUCACUUCUUCAUCAUCAACAACAACAACAAUUACAGCAUCAAAACGUCGACGUUUCAACCGGUCUUAGAUUAUCUUUUAACGACCAACAACAUUUGCAACAACAACAACAUUCUUUGUCUUCACAAUCCUCUGUUUUAUCCGAAGAAAUAUCAACACAAAUUACACAACAACGAUAUGAAAUCGACCGCUUUCUUCACACCCAGAGUGAGGAGCUCCGGCGCACGUUAGCGAAUAAAAGGCAGGUACACUAUCAUGCGCUGAUCCGGACGGCGGAGGAGUCAAUUUCACGGCGGAUGAAAGACAAAGACGCAGAGGCGGAGAAAGCCACCCGGCGCAAUUUAGAAUUAGAAGCCAGGGCGGCGCAUCUUAGCGCAGAGGCGCAGGUUUGGCAAGCGAGAGCGAGGGAACAUGAAAUUGAAGCUGCGGCUUUACAAUCCCAACUAAAUGAUGCUAUCGUCAGCGGGAGGCGUAGGUUAGCAAAUGAAGCUGAAGUUGGGCUAACGUGUACAAGCGGUGACGUGCAGGAUGCCGAGUCAGCAUAUAUUGACCCGGACCGAGUUGUCUUGAUGAGUGGACCCGGUUGUAAAGCGUGCGGGAAACGAGUUGCCUCAGUGGUGUUGCUGCCUUGUCGACAUUUAUGUGUUUGUACAGAAUGCGACGGCGUCGUUUCAGCCUGUCCGCUAUGUCUUUCUUUCAGAAGCUCUAGUAUUGAAGUCUAUAUGUCAUAAUAAUUAAAACAAUGUGGGCCAGUUAUCCAGCCCAAGUUUCAGGAGGCCCAGUUUGAGUUUUUAUCUUUUUGAGUUUUUCAGAGGGGUAAAAUUAUGUUUUGCCAGAGGAAAAAAAAAGUUAAUGAGAGAUGAGUGCAUUUUAUUAAAGAAAAUUUAACAGAGAAA